This is a messenger RNA of Sander lucioperca (pikeperch), 2542 nucleotides long. RefSeq names its product transferrin receptor 2 (gene tfr2). The record is from RefSeq and is a predicted model, not a curated record. NCBI's taxonomy places the organism in Eukaryota, Metazoa, Chordata, Actinopteri, Perciformes, Percidae. The transcript is spliced from 18 exons. Gene Ontology annotation, cellular component: external side of plasma membrane. Gene Ontology annotation, biological process: endocytic iron import into cell. The coding region runs from base 168 to 2468 and encodes 766 amino acids.
GAAUCAGACGGAUGGACGCAGAGAGAGAAGACAGAGAGAAGGAAUAAUAAUCGACUUUUCAACUUUGACACACAAACACACACACACAGACACACACUCACACACACACACACACACAUGGACGCAGAGAGAGAAGACAGAGAGGAGGAAUAAUAAUCGAGGUCGUCAUGGAGACCAUCAGGACCCGUCUGACUCAGUCUUCCUCAGUGGGCGUGGCCGAGGAGGUGGGAGGGGCUGAGAGGGUGGAGAUGAUGUUUGAAGAGGCGGAGCCUAGCAGUGACAUCACAGCGCUGGUGCUGCCGUAUCGCCGUGGUUACUGGAGAUCCGCCGUGCUCCUGUGUGUGGGCACCAUUGUCUUUGCCGCCGCGUUCCUAUUGGCCUACGCGGUGUUCGGUGGGCGGUUCCACUGCUCCCAGGUGGGGGAGGGGGAGGAUGAGGAGCCAGUGGGUGGGGCUAAAGCACCUGCAGAGGAAGGGGCGGGGCUUUACCUGGGAGAGCUGCGGGUGAUGAUGAGGAGGCUGCUGCAGGACGAAGAUAUCCACGAGACAGUCAGUCGAGUCAGCAGAGCGAACCAUCCUCCGGGCUCCUCCGAGGGAACGGCUCUGGCCUCCGACGUCCUCCGCCGCUUCACACGGCUCCAGAUGGACCACACCUGGACCGAGUCUCUGUACGCCACGCUGCAGUUCCCCCACAGGUCUCAGAGGAGCUCUCUAUGGCUGCUGGACUCUGCAGGACUGAUCUCAGAACAGAUUCCCCUGAACCCGUCUGACUUCUGUCCAUACAGCGCCACAGGAAGUACCACGGGGGGCGUGGUCUACGCCAACUAUGGCCGUCCGGAGGAUUUUAACUGGCUGAAGAGCGCGGGCGUGUCUGUGGUUGGCUCUGUGGUGGUGAUGCGUGUUGGGGGCGGGGUCAGUUUCGCUGAGAAGGUCUGGUUGGCUGAGAGGAGCGGAGGGGGCGGAGCUUUGAUCUACCCCGACCCAGCCGACCUGCCACAGGACCCCCGACGUCUCGGACUGAACACACACACCGCCGUGUCAGAACAUGUCCACCUGGGGUCAGGUGACCCCUUCACCCCCGGCUUCCCUUCCUUCAACCACACUCAGUUCCCGCCCAUCCAGUCCUCCGGCCUGCCGCUGAUCCCCGUCCUGCCAAUCAGCGCCACCAUCGCCACCAAGCUGCUCAGCCAGCUGGCGGGUCCGUCCUGCCCUCCGUCAUGGCGGGGGCGUCUGCCGUACGUGCGCUGCGUGGUCGGUCCAGAGUUCAGCGCUGGACGCAGAGUCAAGAUGGCGGUCCACAACGUCCUGACGCCGGUCCUGCUGAACAACAUCUUCUCCUCUCUGACGGGCCGAGUCGAGCCAGACCAGUACAUCAUCCUGGGAGCUCAGAGGGACUCUCUGGGUCCCGGCGCCGUGACGUCCGGAGUCGGGACAGCACUCUUGCUGGAGCUGGCGCGAACUUUCUCCGCCAUGGUGAAGAACGGUUUCAGUCCCAGACGGAGUUUGCUGUUCGUCAGCUGGGACGCUGGAGAUUUUGGGAACGUCGGGGCGACUGAAUGGCUGGAGGGUUACCUGUCCAUGCUCCACCUGAAGGCCAUAGCCUACUUCAGUCUGGACCAGGCCGUCAUGGGUGAUGAUGUCCUGUCGGCCUACACCAGUCCUCUACUGAUCGACCUACUGGACGCUGCCAUCAGACAGGUGGAACAUCCCAAACAUGCGGGUCAGACCAUCUACAACCAGGCUGAGAGAGAGGGAGGCAGCUGGAGGAUUAUGAAGCCGCUGUAUCUGAACAGCGGAGCGUACAGCUUCACGGCGUUCGCAGGAGUUCCAGCUGUGGAGCUCCGAUUCACCGAGGAGCGAGCGUACCCGUUUGUCAACACGCCGCUGGACAGCGCCUCCCGCCUGCAGGAAGUGCUGGGCGGCCAUCUGGGGGUCACGGGGCGGAGCUUAGCGGAGCUGGUCGGGGAGAUGGUGCUGCGAUUAGCCCACGACCACAUCCUGCCGCUACGCAUCACUUCCUACGCCCAGACGGUGCUGCAGCUGAGCGCUCAGCUCAACAAACACUCUGCUGAGCUGCAGUCCCGAGGUUUGUCUCCUCAGUGGGUUUUCAGCGCCCGCGGAGAUUACAGCCGCGCGGCCGACACGCUGCAGAGAGCCAUCGACUACAGCGACCUGCACGACCCCGCCACGGCCCACUUUUACAACACGCGCAUCAUGAGGGUGGAAUACUACUUCCUGUCCCAGUACGUGUCCGUGGUGGAGACGCCGUUCCGUCACGUGAUCCACGGCCGUGGCGACCACACUCUGAGCGCGCUCAGUGAGCACCUGGCCCUGCUGACCUCCGACCCCGGACGCUUCGACGAGAAACGCUUCAGACGCCAGCUCGCCUUCUUCACCUGGACGCUGCAGGGGGCCGCCAACGCUCUGACGGGGGACGUGUGGAGCAUCCACAACACACACACAUACUGACACACACACACAUACUGACACACACACAGACACACACACACAUACUGACACACACACAGACACACACACACACA